This is a messenger RNA of Arabis nemorensis, 198 nucleotides long. Lineage: Eukaryota; Viridiplantae; Streptophyta; Magnoliopsida; Brassicales; Brassicaceae. The record is from the annotation of a GenBank genome assembly.
AUGACCGGGGAACCUGAUUGCAACGGUGUUGACCAAGUCAUGUCUGGAGGUUCAGAAAUGAAAAUCAGACAUGAAAUGGUAAACCAUGUUGCUUUCAUUACCGACACAGAAGAACGUGAGACUCAAGAUAUGUUAGAUUAUGAUGAAAUUGCCGAACCAAAAUCUACUGAAGACUGUCAAGGUCUGUAUAACCUCUAG